Messenger RNA from Panonychus citri (citrus red mite), 351 nucleotides. Its product is annotated as neuropeptide-like protein 31. The record is from RefSeq and is a predicted model, not a curated record. Bases 1 to 351 code for a protein of 116 amino acids. NCBI's taxonomy places the organism in Eukaryota, Metazoa, Arthropoda, Arachnida, Trombidiformes, Tetranychidae. The transcript is spliced from 2 exons.
AUGAAAUUUCUUGUAGUAUUUGUUACUUUAAUUGCCAUGGUUUCUGCUCAAAAUUUUCUCAACAAUAAUAUGGGAUAUGGUAACUUCCGUUAUGGUGGAUUCGCUGGGUUAAGAUAUGGUGCCAAUGGUGGUUAUCGUGGAUACAAUGGAUACAAUAAUCCAGGCUUUGGAGGAUAUGGUUCUCCAGCUUAUGGUGGUUAUGGAAACGGUUUCGGAAAUGGUUUCGGGAAUGGUUAUGGCUCAGGUUCUGGUGCUGGUUACGGUGGUUUCGGUGCCAAUAUUGGUUUCCAAUAUGGAGCUGGUGUCUAUGGUGGUGGUCGAUAUGGUGGACUUGGACGUGGAUUUUAUUGA